This is a messenger RNA of Lachancea fermentati, 1056 nucleotides long. The record is from the annotation of a GenBank genome assembly. NCBI's taxonomy places the organism in Eukaryota, Fungi, Ascomycota, Saccharomycetes, Saccharomycetales, Saccharomycetaceae.
AUGACUGAAGUGGAUAUUAUCAAAAUUGGUAUCAAUGGAUUUGGGCGAAUUGGCCGGCUUGUGUUGCGUGCUGCAUUGAAGCACAAGAAUGUGCGCGUCAAUCUCAUCAACAACCCAUCUACCUCGCCAGAAUAUGCUGCUUAUCUUUUCAAGUACGAUUCUACGCAUGGCAGGUACCACGAUGAUGUGAGCUCAGAUGACAGUUCUAUAAUCAUCGGCGAUGCACAAAAUGGAUUCACCAUUCCAUUAUCGCAGUGCCGGGAGCCUGAACUUAUACCGUGGAGCGAAUAUGGCGUUGAUUAUGUCAUCGACGCUACUGGCAAAUUUAAAGAACUUGAAACAGCUAGCCGCCACCAAAAUAUCAAGCGCGUGGUUAUCACUGCACCAUCCAGCACUGCUCCUAUGUAUGUGUAUGGCGUGAACGAGAAUGAGUACAAUCCUGAGACUGAUACGAUUGUGUCUAAUGCAUCAUGCACAACGAAUUGCCUGGGACCCCUAGUUAAAUGCCUUGACAGUGACUUCGGGAUUGAAGAGGCUCUAAUGACUACGGUACACUCGACAACUGCCUCUCAGAACGCUGUCGACGGUACCUGUUCUGGAAGCAAAGAUUGGAGAGGUGGAAGAAGUUGUCAGGGCAACAUUAUUCCGUCAUCGACAGGAGCAGCCAAAGCAGUUGCAGCCAUUUUGCCGCAUCUCGAGGGAAAGAUAACUGGCAUGUCGAUUCGUGUCCCGACUAUCAACAUCUCACUCGUAGAUUUGACCUUCCGAACAAAGAAAGAGACUUCAUAUGCCGAAAUUAUCCAAAAGUUGAAGGAACAUAGUGAGACGGACCUCAAAGAUGUUUUGGGUGUAACCUAUGAUUCAGUGGUCUCUUCAGACUUUACUUCAGAUCCGAGAAGUUCAGUGGUUGACGCCAAAGCUGGCAUCGAGCUCAAUUCAAGAUUUUUCAAGAUAUGCAGUUGGUACGACAAUGAAUAUGGUUAUUCCUCUAGAGUUGUUGAUCUGUUGAUUUACAUGGCUAGGAAAGACCAAGAGCUUGCAAAGAGUGCUGCAUAG